Molecule: messenger RNA, 851 nt
Organism: Saprolegnia diclina VS20
Lineage: Eukaryota; Oomycota; Saprolegniomycetes; Saprolegniales; Saprolegniaceae
Exons: 3
Coding region: 49-720 (223 amino acids)
Biological process (GO): monoatomic cation transport
Molecular function (GO): monoatomic cation transmembrane transporter activity
Source: RefSeq, a predicted model, not a curated record
GUUCCACGGAACGACUGCCUGAGACUUCGAUAUUUUGGAUCGUGUUGGAUGGCCGUUCGAAAUUCCAGCGGCGCUAGCAUGGGAGCAUGGCCGCCCCACUGUCCCUUCGUGGCCCUCGACGACGGCGACGAUGUAAAGAGAGGCGAUAACCUGGAUCCAGCCUCGGACGCGUACUUGAUGCAGCGCAUGGCCGCGCCCGAGCGCGCGUACCGACGGCUCUUUGCGCUCCUCUUGACGCUCAGCAUUGAGCUCUUUGUCGCGUUCGUGAUCUCGCGCUAUACGCACACGCUGCAGACGUUUCCGCUGCUCAUGGCCUUUAUGCCCGUCAUCUCGGCCGUCUCUGGCAACGUCGGCUUGCAGUCGUCGAGCAUCGUCACGCGCGCGCUCGCCCUCGGUCUCGUGUCACUUGAUGACGCGGCCGACGCGCUGCGCCGCGAGCUCGAGGCGGCGCUGCUCCUGGGGCUCGCGCUGGGCCUCGUCACGGGCGUCAUUGCGGGCCUCUGGCAGCAGUGGGUUGUGUUUGGCGUCGUCGUCGGCGUCUCGCAGUUUGCCUCGAUCUUGACCGCAUCGAUCACGGGCUCGGCGGCGCCGCUUGUCGGGAAAUACUUCAACUACGACCCGGCGACGAUCGCAGGACCCAUGGAGACGGCGAUCCAAGACGUCGUGGGCAACUCCCUCUUUUUGAUCUUUGCGUCGUCGCUUCUGACCUUCUUUGGGUAAAAACAAGAGCGAGGCGCAAGCGCAAUGACAAGCUCGGACCAGGUGCACAGAUUGCCAUAUUCAAGUACAUCGUCGAGAGAUAGAUAGACACCUAACGCUAGAGUACUUAUUAUAAUCAUCUUCGUAUCGUG